Molecule: messenger RNA, 321 nt
Organism: Rotaria sp. Silwood1
Lineage: Eukaryota; Metazoa; Rotifera; Eurotatoria; Philodinida; Philodinidae
Source: the annotation of a GenBank genome assembly
AUGUCGAAAUCAAAGAUAAUCGGUGAAUCCGAUCCUUCAUGUUCAUCUAGUCAUCGUUCAACAUUUAAUUUACCACAAUAUGGAAAAAUUGUUAAAUGGAUUCGUCGAAGUUUAUCUGAAUCAUUAUCAUCAGAAUCACAUAUUAAGACAUCAAAUUUAUCAAUAAUGGUUGGUGAAAUAUUUCAAGAUAAUAUUGUUCAUAGUCAUGGUUUACUUGCUCGUGCUAUCAUUCAAUCACAAAUAGUUUCACCAUUUUAUACAUCUGUUUAUGCUGCAUUAGUUUCUGUUAUUAAUAGUAAAUUUCCACAAAUUAGUGAAUGA